AUGAAGCUUAUACCGAUGUUCCAGAUGAGGAAGAAAAGUAAGACUCCAAAUUUAAGCAAACAUUCGGCAAAACGUGAAGCAAAAAAGGAGAAGGCGAAGGCAAAAGAGGCAAAGAAGAAGACCAAAAAUGAGAGACAGAAGAAAAAAAUCAAGAAAAGAGUGGCUGCUAUUCGUUCGAUGGAUUUAUCUGAAUUUGUUCAAACUGAGCAGGAGGAUUCAUCGUCAUCUGACGAGUAUCUGGGAAGCCCUGACACUCCCAAUGAGCAGAGAACGUCGAGCGCGUUGCAAGUCGCUCGAGUUUCAGAGAAAAAGGUCUUACCCGGAGCGUUGUUGACACCACCACCAUUGCCUAAUUGCUACACAGAACGAAUUCUUCAAGAAGAACGACCAGACCUAGCGGAAAACGGACGAUUCAAAAUGGAGCUGUACGAGCUCGAUCUUCUUGACAAAUAUCUGCGCGAUCGAGCUGAGCUACAGACAGAUGACGUAAUCGUUAUCGAUAACAGAGAUAACGGAACUGAUGCCACUAACCUUUUUGCGUUGAAGACGGGUAUUCGGAAUGGUAGUGCUAGUCUUUCAAUACGUAUGAAGAGAGAAUUGCGGAUACUAGCUACUAUGAAGAAAGCAAAAGCAUCCUGGGCACCCACACUUUUCGACAGCGGAAGCGUUUGUGAUAUGCCAUUCAUCGUAACAAAUCUUGUGGAUAUGAACAUAGAGAAACUUCGGGAAAUGAUCGGAGGAAAAUUCAAACCGUCAUCGGCAUUUUAUAUCGCUGGUGAAGUGUUAAAUGCACUGGUGAAAACUUCAGCUGAACUUCAUCGAGGCCCAACCACUUGUCGCACGUCACAGCCACCUGUAUCACCGUUAUCACAUGUCGCCUCGUUGAUCGCCGAGUGA
Molecule: messenger RNA, 897 nt
Organism: Angiostrongylus costaricensis
Lineage: Eukaryota; Metazoa; Nematoda; Chromadorea; Rhabditida; Metastrongylidae
Source: the annotation of a GenBank genome assembly